AUGAAUUCAUUUGACGCAAAGAAGGGACUCUUGACGAUCUACAAGUCGUACAUCGAAGGUAUAGAGAUCCGAUUCGACUGUAGCUGGAGCCCGGAAUCAGCGGUCUCGUUCCACGCCGUUCGCAAGAACAGCACACGGCUAUUCAGCAAGAAGAAUUGUCCGAAAGCCUUCCGAUGGACGCUGCGUCAACGCAAGCAGAUUUGGGAUGACAUCGUAAUACAGUGCGCCAAAGACGGACGCGAGCGCUCCGACGUCGUGGCGACCUGGGAUAUCAUUGCAGAUAUGGCGACGCAGGCAAAGUACGAUAGACAGGGCGAGGCGCACAUCGCGAUCAAACACAUGUUCGCAUUUGGGACUAGCACCUGCUGUGUCCUGGUGCGCAGGCGUAAAUUGGAAAGGAAAGAGCUCACAUUGGAUCGGACAGGCGGCGAGAGGACAAUCAUCGAUGAUAUGUGCGAGGCUGCCGCCCCUCACGCCUCUGAUUACCGUCAUACGGAGAUAAAGUCUAUUGAGCGCGGCCUUUCACGCGCCGACUUGGAUGGCGAGUUCACUAAACCACAGACACGAGUGAUCCGCCACCGGGGCCCUACUCCCUCGGAGAGCCGUGCGCGCCCAUGCUUUCUGAUGGUGCACCUCUCCAUCAACUCCUGGGCUCCUCGUGAUGGCCGCCCAUCGUUCAUAGGCAAGUGCUUUCCAAUAUCUCAACAACUUCCGCCUCGAAGUCCCCUCGAGCACGUUCAGAUCUCGCAGGCAGCGCUCUCCCUCGCCGCACCGUUCAGCCUCGCAGUCGAUGGUGCGCAUCACUCCAUCCUCAUCAAUUACAUUAACACUAUGCGAGACGGCUACUUCGACGCGAUCUACGGCGGUAAUGUCGGGGGAACCAAUAACACCAACUCUACGUCGAGCUGGUCGGCCGAGGGCUGGGGUCAAAAAGCAAGGCUGACAUCGAGCGAGGAAGACGAGGCGCCACAUGAGAAGAAUCAACGAGAAGAGCAGUCUCGUAGCUGCCGUCGACCCGCCCUCGCCCGUGCACCUAUUCCGACUUUCGGCUUUCAACGUUCGACUUUCAAUCCAUCAGAGUAUCCCACCCACACCACCUACUUCAUGGAUCCCAUCGCCUGCACCACGUCCCGGAACUUUUCGGCCAAAUCCGAAUUGGGAGAAUUCAGAAACAAGGCCUCUACAUGGCUCCGAAUCCUCCCACUUGUGCUGACACAAGCGGGCUCAGACGCAUAUGCGCAGAGGAGAGGUAGGAGAGAUAGGAGAGGUAGUAUCGACCGUACGGGAAGCUACAUCAUCGGCGUCCCAGGCUCUCUGCCCUUCAAUAUCUCGAUCUUCCGACUAGAGCUGCUAACCGAACGCACACAAUACACCGUCCACAAGCGCCAUCAGCACGACAUCCCGCGCUGA
Pleurotus ostreatus (oyster mushroom) is the source of this 1410-nucleotide messenger RNA. RefSeq lists its product as uncharacterized. The record is from RefSeq and is a predicted model, not a curated record. The coding region runs from base 1 to 1410 and encodes 469 amino acids. NCBI's taxonomy places the organism in Eukaryota, Fungi, Basidiomycota, Agaricomycetes, Agaricales, Pleurotaceae. The transcript is spliced from 13 exons.